AUGGUCCGCCAAUUCAAGCAUCACGAGCGCAAGCUCCUCCGCAAGGUCGACUUCCACAACUACAAAUCUGAAAACGACCACCGUGAACACACCGUCCGCGCACGCUACCACCUUCAAGACCCGGCCGACUAUCGCAAAUACAACGUCCUCGCGGGUUCCCUGCGGCAACUCGCGCACAAGCUCUCAGCACUAGACCCCGAGACGGACCCCGUCCGGAAACAGAUUGAGAGCGAUGUGUUGGAAAAGUUGUGGCGGAUGGGGGUGUUGAAGCAGAGUCGGGAGCAGGGGGCUGGAUUGUCGAGGGUUGAAAGGGAGGUUACGGUUUCUGCGUUUUGUAGGAGGCGUUUGGCGGUGUUGAUGGUUAGGAGUGGGAUGGUGGAGAAUGUUAAGGCUGCGAUUACGUUCAUCGAACAGGGUCAUGUGCGUGUCGGAACUGAGGUGGUCACCGACCCUGCGUUCCUGGUGACCCGGAAUAUGGAGGAUUUCGUGACGUGGGUGGAUUCCAGCAAGAUCAAGCGCAACAUCAUGCGUUACCGCGACAAUUUGGACGAUUUCGAUUUGAUGUAA
Aspergillus chevalieri is the source of this 567-nucleotide messenger RNA. RefSeq names its product snoRNA-binding rRNA-processing protein IMP3 (gene IMP3). The transcript is spliced from 3 exons. Gene Ontology annotation, molecular function: snoRNA binding; structural constituent of ribosome; rRNA binding. Gene Ontology annotation, cellular component: Mpp10 complex; small ribosomal subunit; small-subunit processome. Lineage: Eukaryota; Fungi; Ascomycota; Eurotiomycetes; Eurotiales; Aspergillaceae. The record is from RefSeq and is a predicted model, not a curated record. The coding region runs from base 1 to 567 and encodes 188 amino acids. Gene Ontology annotation, biological process: rRNA processing.